CUGUUUUUUUAAGCAGUCCGCCUGUGGGAGGACAUGCCCGACCUAAACGGUGGUGGUGCACGCGGCAGGUCUGUGUCGCGCCGACGUGGCGGCGACCUCGGCGCGGGCGCUCGAGACCAGCAUCGGCCGACAUCGAGCGAUCCGCGCCGUCGGAAAACCGCGAUCGCUCGAGCUUUCUGGCGACCCGCGCCCACCAGCAGCCGACGCCGACCGCCGUGGCACGGAGCCUGCCGUGGGCGCCUUCUGCGCGGAGGCGCCCGCGGACGUGUUCUACAACCCGGCGCAGGUCUUCAACCGCGAUCUCUCGGUGCUGGUCCUGGCGGCCUUCGCGAGGCGCCGGGCUGCUGGGCCCUCCGAGCGGCGGGCGGGCUCGGCGGCGCCCCCGCGCGGCCUGCUCGUCCUGGACGCCCUGUCCGCCACGGGCAUCCGGUCCAUCCGCUACGCCCGCGAGUUUGGCGACGGGGCCGACGGUGUCCACAGGAUCGUGGCCAACGACCUGGACACCGCCGCGGCUGCCGCCAUCGCGAGGAACGUCGCGCACAACGGCAUCCCGGCCGGCAGGGUUGAGGUGUCCUGCGAGGACGCGGCCUUGCACAUGUACGCGCGCCGCGCGUGCGGGCCGCGGGGCGCGGGAGCGAGCGCGUACGACGUCAUCGACCUGGACCCCUACGGCACCGCGGUGCCCUUCCUGGACUCGGCCGUGCAGGCCGUGGCGGACGGCGGGCUGCUGUGCAUCACCUCGACGGACAUGCGGGUCCUCGGCGGGAACACGCCCGAGACCUGCUUCGUGAGGUACGGGGGCACCGCCCUGAAGCGGGGCUACCUGCACGAGAUGGCCCUGCGCCUGCUGCUGCACGCCGUGGUCGCCGCCGCGGCGCGGUACGGCCGGGAGGCCCGCCCGCUGGUCUGCUGCUCGCUGGACUUCUACGUCCGCAUCUUCGUGCAGGUGUCCAGCGCCGCGGCCCGUGCCAAGCACACCGCGGCCCGGACAGGCACGGUGAGCCAGUGCGUCCAGUGCGACAGCUUUUUCGUGCAGCCUCUCGGGGAAGCCGCCGAGGGCCCGAAGGACGGCCAGACCAAGUUCAGGCCAGCACACCUCGUGUCGCCGGGGCCCGAGUGCCCAGAGUGUGGUGGGCGCUUCGAGAUUGGCGGCCCCUUCCACAUCGGCAGGCUGCACGACGAGGAGUUUGUGCAGUCCUGUCUCGAGCUCUGCGAGCACCCAGAGCAGUUCCCUGGCGUGACGUCCUGGAAAAAGGUCGCUGGGCUGCUGACCGCGAUCUCGGAGGAGCACGCGGACAUACCCCUGUACUACAGGGUGCCGCAGCUCUGCAAGAGCCUGAAGUUGAACCCGAUCCCCAUGAGGCUGAUCCGUGGCACACUAGGGGCUCUCGGUUACCGCGUGUCUCACUUCCAUCGCGAGCCAGAGGCCAUAAAAACGGAUGCCCCGAACCACGUCGUCUACGACCUCAUGCGACUGUGGGCACGGGAGCAUCCGCCGAAGGCACUGCCGCUGCCUCGUGUCAUCGAGAAGGCGGUGCAGCUGGGGGCCGCCUUCGAGUGGACGGAGGAGGCGAAGCCGACGGGCAAGGUCAGGCCCAAGUUCCUCCCGAAUCCCGCGCCGCACUGGGGCCCGAUGUCUCGUGCGAGAGGAGCCGGACAUGCCAGGGAAGCGGUGGGGUGAGGCUGUCCUGCGUUUGCCAUGGUGUGGUCGCGCUGGUACGGCUUCCUUGUGUCCACCCUGCAGGUCGGGGCUCGUGGCUUGGUCGCGGCAGAAGGAUUGCGAGGGGCAGCAGGACGCGCUCGAGGCCAGCGGCUGGCACGCAGCGCAUGCCGUCCCCCGCGGCGUGAAGGCAGCCCCUGACGCGUGCUCCGGCGGACUCGGCGGCCAGGGUGCUCGGAGACUGCGUGGGGUGGCUUUUUUGUUGCAUGGCGCUCGCGUUGCUCGAUUAGUCCUGUCCUCCUGCCAGGCGUUCGCGGAGCGCCACGCCAAUCGAGUCACGCUCGCAUGCGCCGUUGCGUGGAAGACUUCGUCUUCCUGAUCCCUUGCGUGAGCACGGACCAUCCGGGGCAUUUGGUCCAGGCAUGCGGUACGCUCUUCUCCGACAUGGUCUUGCAGCUCGCAGCUCGGAUGCGCAACCAUCACCUCGGACACUGCCAAGGACAGCCAUGGCCUCAGGCUACAUCUGAGCUCAUGUGAUCUCGUUCGGGGUAGGCACGCGCGCAAGCACAUAGUGAAGGCUCUUUCUAGUGAGGCUUCCUGCCCGAGACGCGAAGCCAGGGCCGUCAUCGGUAUAUCCCUGAAAUCGUAUGCACGGCUACUAUCUGCCUGAUGACGAUCACCCUCCAUGUCCUCUUCUGCCUUCCCCCUUCUCC
Molecule: messenger RNA, 2373 nt
Organism: Prorocentrum cordatum
Lineage: Eukaryota; Dinophyceae; Prorocentrales; Prorocentraceae
Source: the annotation of a GenBank genome assembly